AUGGUUAUGUAUCAGGUCUUCCUCGCGGCGGUGGUAGUCGGAGCCAUCAACCUUGGCUCGGUGCAAGCCGCCGUGAUGACGCCGUCGAUGCAGAAGCUGACGUGGCAUUACUACAAAGUUUACAACACUUGUGAGAAUGCUGAAAAUUUUGUGAGGCACCAAGUUGGGAUAUUUUACAAGAACGACAAAAGCAUUGCUCCUAAGCUUCUUUGUCUUCUCUACUCCGAUUGCUUUGUCUCCGGAUGUGAUGCAUCAAUUCUUCUAGAAGGUCCAAACUCAGAGAGAAUGGCACCACAAAACAGAGGACUUGGAGAAUUCGUGAUCAUAGAAAAAAUCAAAAUAGUUUUGGAACAAAGAUGUCCCGGUGUUGUCUCUUGCGCCGACAUUCUUAAUCUUGCAACUCGGGAUGCUGUUCAUUUGUCGGGUGCACCAUCUUAUCCUGUGUUCACCGGUAGGAGAGAUGGUUUGACGUCGGAUAAGCAAACCGUGGACCUACCAUCACCGUCUAUCUCAUGGGAAGAAGCCAUGGCUUACUUCAAAUCCAGAGGCUUGAGUGUUCUUGACAUGGCUACACUUUUAGGAUCACAUUCAAUGGGGAGAACACAUUGCAGCUACGUCAUUGACCGUCUCUACAAUUUCAACAAGACCGGUAAACCAAGCCCGACUAUAAACAAGUCUUUCCUGUCUGAAAUGGCAAAGCAAUGUCCACCAAGAACGAGGAAAGGCCAGACCGAUCCGCUAGUGUACUUAAAUCCGGACUCGGGCUCAAACCACAACUUCACAAGUUCAUUCUACUCCAGGAUUCUAUCAAACAAAUCUGUACUUGAAGUAGAUCAACAACUACUUUACCAUGAUGACACCAAACAGAUCUCUGAGGAAUUCUCAGAGAGUUUUGAGGAUUUUCGGAAAUCAUUUGCUCUUUCGAUGAGCAAAAUGGGAAAGAUAAAUGUGUUAACUAAAAACGAAGGUGAGAUACGAAGAGAUUGCAGGCGUAGAAACUAA
Arabis nemorensis is the source of this 1002-nucleotide messenger RNA. Lineage: Eukaryota; Viridiplantae; Streptophyta; Magnoliopsida; Brassicales; Brassicaceae. The record is from the annotation of a GenBank genome assembly.